UGCUAACCAAACUUCACAAAAAGCCUCUGUUUCCCUGGCAGUGCUCUUCCCAGGACAGCCUGCCAGCCUGAGAGCUCUAGCUUUGAACUGUUUGGGGGAGUCAAAAGAAAUCUCAUUAAGGACAUGUCUCUCCUUUUACCUGAGGCCGUGUUUGUUUUAGGUGAGUAUUCUUUGGGAGUUAAGAUAAAGGAGGGGCUGAAAGGCCCAGGCAGGCACCCAGCCUGCCACAGGCUUUAGAGCAUCAAACGCCAUGGAGGGUGCAGCUGCAAGUCUCCUACUCCAGGCUGCAGUGGGUGGCAUCUGCCACUGCUCCUGGGGUGCCCCGCAGCAGCAGCAGCAGCACCCGCCCCUGCCCCAGCCCAGGGAGCACCCCGAGAGCAGCCCUGCUUUAUGGAGGCCCUGGAUGCUCACAGCAAGAGAUGGUGAGAUGACAGAGAAUCAACAAAUGUCAGAACUGGGUGGUCAGCUAAUAAAUUUUAGAUCAAAAGGAGCCUUGGGGUUUCAACAUCCGGUGAGACUUUACUUGCCCAAGUCCAAAUCCCAAAAGUUUCUUAAUAACAUCGGAGAGAAGGUUCUGGCGAGUUUUCCAGUACAAGCUACAAUUCACUUCUACAAUGAUGAUGCUGACUCUGAGGAAGAUGAAGAAGAAAUUGGUUCAGCCUAAUAAUGAAUGGUGGGCAGCCUUAACAAACACAAAAUAAAAAUUUGAAAAAUCAAAAGAUAAAAAAAGAAUUGUCGGAAACAUAUGGACAGACAUCUGACCAAACAAAGAAAUACAUCAAAGCUCAAAAGAAAACUGUU
This is a messenger RNA of Falco peregrinus (peregrine falcon), 801 nucleotides long. RefSeq names its product ripply transcriptional repressor 3 (gene RIPPLY3). Gene Ontology annotation, biological process: embryonic pattern specification; negative regulation of transcription by RNA polymerase II. Bases 251 to 664 code for a protein of 137 amino acids. Gene Ontology annotation, cellular component: nucleus. The record is from RefSeq and is a predicted model, not a curated record. The transcript is spliced from 4 exons. NCBI's taxonomy places the organism in Eukaryota, Metazoa, Chordata, Aves, Falconiformes, Falconidae.